Messenger RNA from Kazachstania africana CBS 2517, 1974 nucleotides. It is a transcript of the gene GRS1, whose product is annotated as glycine--tRNA ligase. Gene Ontology annotation, molecular function: ATP binding; glycine-tRNA ligase activity. NCBI's taxonomy places the organism in Eukaryota, Fungi, Ascomycota, Saccharomycetes, Saccharomycetales, Saccharomycetaceae. Gene Ontology annotation, cellular component: mitochondrion; cytoplasm. Bases 1 to 1974 code for a protein of 657 amino acids. The transcript has a single exon. Gene Ontology annotation, biological process: mitochondrial glycyl-tRNA aminoacylation. The record is from RefSeq and is a predicted model, not a curated record.
AUGAGUGUGGAAGAAAUUAAGAAAGCUAGAUCAGCUGUUGAAUUCAACAGAGAACAACUAGAAAGUGUUCUAAGAGGCAGAUUUUUUUAUGCUCCUGCAUUUGACCUAUAUGGUGGUGUCUCUGGUUUAUAUGAUUAUGGUCCACCCGGCUGUGCUUUCCAAGCCAAUGUCGUUGAUGUUUGGAGAAAACAUUUUAUCUUGGAAGAAGAUAUGUUGGAAGUUGACUGUACUAUGUUAACUCCAUACGAAGUUUUGAAGACAUCUGGUCAUGUUGACAAGUUUUCCGACUGGAUGUGUAGAGAUUUAAAGACUGGUGAAAUUUUCAGAGCCGAUCAUUUAGUUGAAGAAGUCUUAGAAGCUCGUCUAAAAGGUGAUAAGGAAGCUAGAGGUUUAAGUACCAACAACGAUGCCGAAGAAAGUGCUGAUAAAAAAAAGAGAAAGAAGAAGGUCAAGCAAAUCAAAGUUGUCAAAUUAGAGGAUGAUGUCGUCAAGGAAUACGAAACUGUCUUAGCUAAGAUUGAUGGUUAUUCCGGUGAAGAAUUAGGGGAAUUGAUGAAGAAAUAUGACAUUGGUAACCCAGCUACUGGUGAGCCAUUAGAACCACCAAAGGCUUUCAAUUUAAUGUUUGAAACCGCCAUUGGUCCAUCUGGUCAAUUAAAAGGUUACUUAAGACCUGAAACUGCGCAAGGCCAAUUCUUGAAUUUCAACAAAUUAUUAGAAUUUAAUAACAGUAAGACUCCAUUUGCAUCUGCUUCCAUUGGUAAAUCUUUCAGAAAUGAAAUUUCUCCAAGAGCUGGUUUAUUAAGAGUUCGUGAAUUCUUAAUGGCCGAAAUUGAACAUUUUGUUGACCCAUUAGAUAAAUCUCAUCCAAAAUUCGAAGAUGUCAAACACAUUGAAUUGUCAUUCUUACCACGUGAUGUCCAAGAAGCUGGUUCUACUGAACCAAUUGUCAAGACCAUCGGUGAUGCUGUUGCUAGCAAAAUGGUCGACAAUGAAACCUUAGGUUAUUUCAUUGCCAGAAUCUACCAAUUCUUAGUCAAAAUUGGUGUUGAUGCAUCAAAAAUGAGAUUCCGUCAACAUAUGUCUAACGAAAUGGCCCAUUAUGCUGCUGAUUGUUGGGAUGCUGAAUUGAAGACUUCUUACGGUUGGAUUGAAUGUGUUGGUUGUGCUGAUAGAUCCGCCUUUGACUUAACAGUCCACUCCAACAAGACUAAGGAAAAAUUAGUUGUCAGACAAAAAUUAGAUACCCCAAUUGAAGUAACCAAGUUUGAAAUCGACUUGACUAAGAAACUGUUUGGUCCAAAAUUCAGAAAGGAUGCUCCAAAGGUUGAAUCAUACUUAUUAAACUUAUCUCAAGAAGAAUUGAAGGCCAAGUCUGAAGAGCUAGAAAAGAACCAAAAGAUUGUUUUCAAGAUUGAUGCUAUUGAAGGUGAUGUCGAAUUAGAUGACAAAUUCGUCAAGAUUGAAGAAAGAACCAAGGUCGAACACGUUAGAGAGUUCGUUCCAAAUGUCAUCGAACCAUCCUUUGGUAUUGGUCGUAUCAUCUAUGCUGUCUUUGAACACUCCUUCUGGAAUAGACCAGAGGACGUUGCAAGAGGUGUUUUAUCUUUCCCACCAUUAGUUGCUCCAAGCAAGGUCUUAUUAGUUCCAUUAUCUAACCACAAGGAUUUACAACCAAUUACAAAGGAAGUCUCCAAGAUCUUGAGAAAGGCUCAAAUCCCAUUCAAGGUCGAUGAUUCUGGUGUUUCUAUCGGUAAGAGAUACUCUCGUAACGAUGAACUAGGUACACCUUUCGGUAUUACUAUUGAUUUUGAAUCUGUUAAUGAUAAUUCUGUCACUUUGAGAGAAAGAGAUUCUACAAAGCAAGUCAGAGGUUCUGUUGAAGAUAUCAUCAACGCUAUCCGUGAAAUCACUUACAAUGGUGUUAGCUGGGAUGAAGGUACCAAGAACUUAGAACCAUUUGUCUCUCAAUAA